GAAUACGUGCCUGUUUGAUUAACAUCAACCUUGUCUGUACCCUGGGAAAUAUAUAUAAACACAGGUUUGCAAGCUCAUGAAAACAUUUAUUUUGCAUUUUUGAUUUUGAUCAGACUUACCUGAGUGAUAAACAUGUUCAAGUACAUCGUACUCUUUGCUUCGGUGGCCAUGCUGGUCUCCAGUGAGACUUACAGCACUGAGAACGAUGACAUCGACAUUGAGGGUCUGGUGAACGAUGUGAACAAUCUCAGAGCAUUCAUCAACUGUUUCAACGAUAAGGGAGAGUGUAACGAGGCUGCUGCUGACUUUAAAAAGGACCUCGGAGACGCAUUCCAAACAUCAUGUUCGAAAUGUACGGAAGCCCAAAAGCACAUCUUCAAGAGAUUCCUUGAGGAGGGCAAAGUGAAACUGCCCGAGGAAUUCGCAUACUUCCUCCAGAAAUACGACUCAGAGGGCAAAUACAUUCAGCCUUUGGAACAGGCUAUCGCCAAGUUUUAGACGACUAUACGAUUCAUAGAUGAUAAAAUAACUGUUUUUCUUUGCUCUGAGAAUUAUUAGAUUCACCUGUGAUUUUUAAUAAAGUGCGAUAAUACCAUA
Molecule: messenger RNA, 597 nt
Organism: Colias croceus (clouded yellow)
Lineage: Eukaryota; Metazoa; Arthropoda; Insecta; Lepidoptera; Pieridae
Product: allergen Tha p 1-like
Exons: 3
Coding region: 133-498 (121 amino acids)
Source: RefSeq, a predicted model, not a curated record